AUGCCUUCGAGCUCUUGGCUCCUCGAGCUUCCCACUGAACUCCUCGUCGAGCAGAUCCUCAGAAGAUUGGACUUCCGGGAUGUUCUACGUUGCUCAUCCUGUUGCAAGCUCUUACACGGGAUCGUCACUACCUCUUCUGCUCUCCAGCUCAAAGCCGAACUUGGUGCCGAUAGCAUCACCGACAACGCCUCGAGGCUCUUCUCCAGCUCGUAUAAUCCGGACCAAGUCCUCCACAUCGGGGAUGCAUGUGUCUAUGCGGAGGACGUGCAGGAUCUUGACCAAUCGCCACACACCUGGACCCAUAUUUCGAAUAGUCCAGAGAGAUGGAUUGACUUCGAAGAUACCAGUCUAUGGGUGUACACUUUCAUGUUUGAUCCCGUCCAGGAUCUUCUUGUCCUUCUUGAACAACAGAGGGAACAUGUUGGCUACGACGCUCCUGAUCCCGCUCCGUUCCUAACGACAGACAAGGAGCUUGCAAUUCAUCUUCAUAGCUUGACUAGUAACACAGGUCACCCAGACGCAUCAUCCUCGACAAUACGCUACCGUGUGACUCACACAACGGAAACAGGCUGGGCUCCUCGGGCGAAAAUUAUCAUCUGCGGCGACAUCGUUGGCCUACCUUUUGGAAGAUACCCCCCUCGACUCAUUGUGUGGAAGUGGAAGUCGGGUGCCAUGAUUGUGAAUUGUGACCUCUUCGAGAAUGCUCCACACGCAUAUUGUUUCCUAUCUCCACGAGUGUUUGUUGCGACGGACCCACCACAGGACGCAUGCGAAGUCUACAUGAAUGUUUAUGUACUUCGGGAUACGGUCGUAGGUGAUACCCCAGGGAACUGCCAUGAUACCGAGGCUGGUGGUCUCACACUCGCGGUACGACUAGAACUACCUGUUCUAAACGACCAUUUCCUUUACUACGACAAAGUCCACUAUCAUUCCACCUUUAUCCCACACAUGCAUCCUGGCCUCUUGAUUGCCACCUUUGACUAUGGUAUGGAUGACGCGUUGGGAUCCUACAGGCUCGUCGCCUGCGCGCGAGACAUCAUACAUUUUGCUGAGAGCUCCACUGGCCUGGGGAUGGAGAUACCGUGGGAGUCUUGGGGACCUGCAUCUACUCGGAUUUUCUUGGAUGUACUAGAGUCUGACCAAGCAUUCUUGUGUCCUCCUACAUGUACCGCAGGCAAUCGAACCGCUUUUCCGCUGGCUUCGGUAGGCCACGGUGAUACAGAUUUGCCACGCAUAGAAGUUUGCGAAUUCGGUUAUCAUCUUCUCCGCACGGCGAUGCCGCCGGAGUUUAACACCUUGAUCCCUGCUCGUGGUGCCCAGCCCUCUAUGUUCGUCGAGUUGAAGACCGCCAGUCAUAUCUUUGAAGCUGGGGAAGACAGCCCAUUCUGGGACGAUAUCGAGACUUGCCUGCCCUAUUACAGUAUAACUUUUCUUGACCUACAGGCCGGGGACCACGCUAUUACACUUGAUGAUCAGCGGCUCGUCUUCCAUAAGGCGAGUUACUUUCCUUCAUCUCGAACUGAUCCGUUUCUAGAUGAUUUCUUCUGA
Messenger RNA from Stereum hirsutum FP-91666 SS1, 1548 nucleotides. RefSeq lists its product as uncharacterized. The coding region runs from base 1 to 1548 and encodes 515 amino acids. The record is from RefSeq and is a predicted model, not a curated record. The transcript is spliced from 6 exons. Lineage: Eukaryota; Fungi; Basidiomycota; Agaricomycetes; Russulales; Stereaceae. Gene Ontology annotation, molecular function: protein binding.